Entamoeba dispar SAW760 is the source of this 3495-nucleotide messenger RNA. RefSeq names its product serine-threonine protein kinase, putative. Gene Ontology annotation, molecular function: protein binding; protein kinase activity; ATP binding. Bases 1 to 3495 code for a protein of 1164 amino acids. The transcript has a single exon. The record is from RefSeq and is a predicted model, not a curated record. NCBI's taxonomy places the organism in Eukaryota, Evosea, Mastigamoebida, Endamoebidae. Gene Ontology annotation, biological process: protein phosphorylation.
AUGAAUUAUACAUAUAAACAAACUGAUUUAUUUAAUACUUCUGCAGCUGUCAACUUUGAUCUUCAUGAACGAGGAAAUUUAACAGAAAUACCAAGUUAUAUUAAAGAUGUGUCUAAAGCUCAAGUAAUUAAUCUUAGUAAUAAUCCAUUAAUGAUUAUUCCAGAAUGUCUUCAAGAAUAUACUACAUUAAAAAAAUUAAUAUUAUCAAAUUGUAAGUUAAAUUGUAUUCCUAAACAUUUCUUUGAUUCAUUAGUUCAAUUAACGUACUUAGAUAUUUCAAAUAAUAGUGGAAAUAAAUCUAUGUUCUUUACUCCUUUGUUAGAUAGUUUAACUAACUUAAAGUAUCUUGACUUAUCAUCUCAAGUUUUCUUUGAACCAAAUACAUUAGAUAAAUUCAUAUUUCCUGUAAAUUUAAAAACAUUAAUGUUAACUAAUUGUAUUAAUAAAUUACCACAUUCAUUAAUUGAAAUUAAAGAACUAGAAACACUUGAUAUUUCAAGAAAUAGUUGUAUUAAUAUUUCUAUACUCCCUCAACUUACAAGUCUUAAGAAUUUCAUAUUAGAAUCAUGUGAACAAAAAACGUUACCUACUCAAAUUAGUUUUUUAACUAAUUUAACUAAAUUAGAUGUUGCUGAUAAUGAAAUUAAAGAAUUACCUUAUUGGCUUUACGAAAUGACUCAGUUGAAAGAUCUCAAUUUGAGUACUAAUUUAUUGAAAUAUAUUUCUAUAAAACAAACUCAAUUAACUUCAUUAACUCAUUUUAAUAUAAAUAAUAAUUCAAUUAAAUCAUUACCUGUUGUUCAUCCAUUAUUAAAUGGAAUUAUUAGUUGUUUUAUGCCUCCUGUUAUUAGUAAGAUUCAUGUAUUAUCAUCAUCAUUUGGGAUUGAAACUAUGAAAAUGAUAACUGAUGAAUGGAUUUCUAUGACAAAUAACAAUACAAACAAUAUUAUAUUUCUUCAUUCAAAUGAUGAAAUCCGUGGAACUUCUUCUCUUAAUAAAAAAGAUUAUUUUACUUUUAUAUACCAUGAUGAUUCAUCACCAAUACCAUUUAAUUUUUCACGAAAUGAUUGUUAUUUGAUAGUAUUUACAUCAAAAGAAAUUGAAACUAUUUACUAUUGGAAAUAUUAUCUUAAUUUGGUAUUACCACAACAAAUGUCUGUGUUUGUUUUAUUACUCGCUGACAUUAAGUCAUCUGAAAAAGAUUUUAUUGAAUCAACAGUCAAAGACACUUUUAAACAAUGUGAUUUUCUUCAUCUCGCUAAAGGAAAAGAGAGUAAUCGAAUAAUGGCAGAAAAGUUUACUGAGUGGAUAAAAAAGUUUAAACAUAGAUGGGAAAAUGAAGAAUAUGAACUUCUUGAAAUUGACCAAGAAUUAUUAAAUUGUGAAAUUAAUCCACCAAUUGUUAAUAGAGCUCAAUUAGAAAAAAUUAUUGAAACUUUUGGAAUCAACAAAGAAAAAUAUAAACGAUUUAUUGAUGAACUAGAUCAAAGUGGAACUAUUAUAUCAAGUGUUUCAGUAUUAAAUAUUAUCAAAAAUAAUGCACCAGACUUACUUAAAGUUUUGCCUUGUUUUGACUCUAUGGAAGAAGUGUUUAUUCUUAAAACUAAUUUAUUUGAGAGGAUAUAUGAUAUAAUGUAUAAAAGUUCAACAAAAGGAAUUGGAAUGAUGAGUGAUGUAUAUUCUAAAUUACAGUGGUGUGGAAAUAUGAAUAUUACAUUAUUCUCUUUUAUAUUAUUUAAAAUGGAAAUACAUAAUAUGCUAUGUAUUUAUUUUGAUGAGUGGUUUGAAAAUUUUCAUUUAAUUAAUAAUUAUGAAGGAUUUAAACAAGAAGGAGGAAUAGAAACUUUAAAAGAGUUAUUAAAUAAACCACUGGAAUCUCAACAUAAAUUAGUUUUAAUGACUAAAGAAAGCAUCACAAGUUCUCAAAGAAUUAAUACUAAAACAUCUGAACAGAAUCAACAAUGUAUUGAAUUAAAAGAUGAUUCUAUUCCUGAAUCAAAAGAAUUUAUUCCCUUUAUUCCUUUCAGUUUACACAGUACAUUAUCUAUAGCAAAUUCAAAAGUCAUUGAACGUAUUUGGCCUAAACAAUUAGAAAAAGGAUUUAAUGAAUAUGCAUGGUCAUUUAGAAGUAACUAUAUACCGCCAUUAAUAUAUGAUCAUAUUUUAGCAUUAAUCUUAGUUAGUAAUUCAAAAGUUAUUAAUAUGUUCCAACAAUAUGUAUUUGUUGAAUUUGAAGAUCAUGACCAAAUUUAUUAUCUUAUGAUUAAACUAGAGUACUCUCGAUUAAUUAUUAAAAUCAGAACUAUUGCUAAUAGUGUUACAAGAUCAUUGUAUUGUAUUAGUUUUAUUGAGGAACUAAAUAAAAAGAUUAAAGAAAUAUUAUCAUUUUAUUCACAAGAAUUAGCAACAAAUGAAUGUGUUUUAUGUCCAGUUUGUAUAGAAGAAGGUAUUCCAGAUGUAGGAGAGAUGCUUGUUGAAAAUUUAAGAAUUGCUAUAAGAAAUAGUAAUGAUACUAUCAAUUGUCAACCAAGCAUAUCAAGAGGGAGUUAUAGACAACAUAUUGUUUCAGUGAAUAAUAUAUCAAUUGGUGUUCAAUUAGAAGUAUUAAAAUCAGAUUUUUCUAAUUUAAUGAUAGAAGGAAGUAAAGUAAAAAUUAAACGACAUUUAUUAGAUGAUACUGAUUAUAUAUUAUAUGAAGCAUCUUAUAAUAAUGAACAAGUAUGUAUGAAAACUUUUUCUUAUGAAGGGAAAAAUGAAAAAGGAGGAAGUACUAGGUAUUUAGGUAAUGUGUUUUCUACUAUGAUGAGAGAGGCAAAUGUUGCAAAAACUAUUAAUCAUCCUAAUUUUUUAGCAUUAAAAGGUAUUGUCUUAACUCCAUUAGCACUAUUAGUUGAUUACUGUGAACAAAAUCUAAGUCUAUAUCUUCACUCAAAUAGUACUGUUGAUUGGAAAACAAAUUUAGACUUUAUCAUUCAAAUUUGCACUGGAAUGAAAAAAUUACAUUCUAUCAAAAUGGUUCAUCGAAAUCUUAGAACAAGUGUUAUAAUGAUAAAAAUUAAUCCAAUCACUAAAGAACGAUAUGCUGUAAUUGCUGAUUUUGGUAAAACAACACCAAAUUAUAUUGGUAAUAAAAUUGAAUUCACUAAAGAUAAACGAGAAGAGGAUGUUAGUAAAAUUGCUUAUAUUGCUCCUGAAGUACUUCAAGACCAAGAAUUUAAACCAGAAGCUGAUGUAUAUUCAUUUGGUAUCAUUCUAUGGGAAAUAGCACAUCGACUAUACCCUUAUGAAAAAAAUAAACAAUCUCCUCCUUUAUUUUAUCAAAUUUGUAAUGGAGUUCGUCCUCUUCCUAAUGUUAAAACUCCUUAUUCACAAUUUAAUAAAUUAGUUGUCAAAUGUUGGCACCAACAACCAGCAAAUAGGCCUUCCUUUACUUCUUUAUGUGUUGAUUUCCAGAAAAUAAGAAGUGAAGCAUUUAAACUUGAUAAAAAGAAAUGA